UGGGAGGAGUGUUUACAAAAUAUAAAUAAUAAAAGCAAUUGAUCACUUAAAACCAGUGUAAUUUACUGAAAAAACUAUAUAUUUCAAGAAAUAUUGUCGCUAACCUUAAUAUAAACAUUCAUAUGAAUCUAUAUCUUACGUUUGCAUAAGAUUAGGUAAACAUGGGUAUGUCUCGUUGCUACUCAUUGAUGAAGUGUUUAUUGAUAAUAUUCAACAUUUUAUUUCUCAUCGUGGGCGUGGGAGUGUGCGCGUUCGCGGGCUGGGCGCUGUGGGACGGGCGCGCCUCCGAGACCAGCGCCGGCCGCGCCGGGCUCUGCGCGCUCGCCGUGUGGGCCGCCGUCCUGACUUUCGGGGCCGUGGCCGCUCUGGCGGGCGCCGUCCGCGGCUCGGCGUCGCUGCUGGCGGGGGCGUUCGCGCUGCUGGCGCUGAGCGCCGUGGCCGAGGGCGCGGCGGCGUGGUGGGGCGCCGCGCACGCGCCGCAACUCAAGCAGGCGCUGCGAGACCGACUGCGCCACACGCUGCUGCACGACUACGGCGUGCUGCCGGCGCGCACGCAGAUGCUCGACGCGAUCCAGCACGGGCUGCAGUGCUGCGGCGCCGAGAGCGCGCUGGACUGGCAGCAGGCGAGCUGGGCGCGCGCGCGCGGCGCGCUGGACCUGAGCGUGCGCGCGCCGCCCGCCACGUACCGCGUGCCGGCGUCGUGCUGCGCGCGCGCGGGCGCGGCGUGCGAGGCGGCGCGCGACGUGCCGGCGGCGGCGCGCGGCGGCGCGGGGCUGCACCGCGCGGCGUGCGCGGCGCGCGUGCUGGCGGCGCUGGAGCGCGCGGCGCGCGGCCCGCUGCUGGCGGCCGCGGCGCUGCUGGGCGCGCACGGCGCCGCGCUGCUGCUGGCGCUGGCGCUGUGCCUGCGCGCGCGCCCGCCGCCGCGCUACAAGGCCUAGGCCGCUCGUCGACCGCCC
Messenger RNA from Nymphalis io (European peacock), 956 nucleotides. RefSeq names its product tetraspanin-11-like. Gene Ontology annotation, cellular component: membrane. The transcript is spliced from 6 exons. NCBI's taxonomy places the organism in Eukaryota, Metazoa, Arthropoda, Insecta, Lepidoptera, Nymphalidae. The record is from RefSeq and is a predicted model, not a curated record. Bases 162 to 938 code for a protein of 258 amino acids.